Telopea speciosissima is the source of this 3695-nucleotide messenger RNA. RefSeq names its product histidine kinase 5-like. The record is from RefSeq and is a predicted model, not a curated record. Gene Ontology annotation, biological process: phosphorelay signal transduction system; protein autophosphorylation. The transcript is spliced from 15 exons. Gene Ontology annotation, molecular function: histidine phosphotransfer kinase activity; phosphorelay sensor kinase activity. NCBI's taxonomy places the organism in Eukaryota, Viridiplantae, Streptophyta, Magnoliopsida, Proteales, Proteaceae. The coding region runs from base 383 to 3607 and encodes 1074 amino acids.
AGAGAGAGAGAGAGAGAGAGAGAGAGAGAGAGAGAGAGAGAGAGAGAGAAAUCAAUCAGAUUAUCUGAACCUGGAUGUCUCAGAGCCAUACAUAACUGAGAGCAGAGCAGUCAGCUUUCUGGGUUCGUUGAGUGAUUUGGAUCUGGAGAUUGUCUAACCUGGUGCUGGACUUCAGACAGUGAAAAGGACAUAAAACACAAUCAAUUCUUUCUUAAUUCUGCAAGUGUUUCGGUUGACUCCUCUGGUGGAACUGACAUGAUAGGAAAGAAUGUAACUGAACUGAUUUUAGAUGGCAGUGCUGCAACCAUGUGUUCUGUAGCUUCACAGAGCUCAAGUUUACAUUGUAGAUUCAACCAUUGGAUGUGAUAUUUGAGUUCUUUGCAUGGAUUCUGAGAUGGAAACUGAUCCUGACAACAUAGACAUGGGCAUGGAUGUAGAAGUCCUUUCUUCAAUGUGGCCUGAAGAUCUUGGAAGUAAAGUUGGAAAGCAGUUCAAUAUGGAAAAGCCUGGAGGGGAUCUGUUAGAGGAGGUUAACUUAAUAGAGGAGCCUUCGAUAGUUGAUUUCAAGCGCCUCCUGGAGUUAACCAACUAUAGCGAGAAAGGUUCCACUCAGUUGUCAUACCUUGUAAAGCACUGGGAGUAUAAGCAGGCUAAUGCUGUCCGCCUUCUCAAUGAAGAGAUGGAUAUCCUAAACAAACAAAGGCAGGAAGUGGAGCUCAAGAAAUUAGAAAUUCUUGAGGAUAUUCGGUAUGGAGAAGAUAAGUUUUCUGGAGACAAGCGUUCAAUUUCCAUUAUGGAUGAAGUUUAUGACAUAUGGGAAGAUUUACCCAGGAGAAAAAAUGAUUAUUUUGUUCAAAAGAAAAGCCUUGAAAUUAAUGCUGAGUUUGACACUUGUAAGUACUGGAAGCAGCGGGCUUUGCAACUAGAGAAACUGCUGGAGGCAAGUAUCCAGAGGGAGCAGACACUCAUGCAGAAGCUGCAGGAGAACAUAAAAAAUCUUCAAAGGCAAUCCUCACCUGUUGAAGAAUUGUCGCAGAUUUUGAAAAGAGCGGAUAAUUUCUUGCACUUUAUUCUCCAGACUGCACCAGUUGUCAUUGGCCAUCAGGACAAAGACAUGCGGUAUCGCUUCAUCUAUAAUCAUUUUCCAAGUUUAGAAGAGCAGGAUAUCAUUGGGAAAACGGAUUUGGAGAUAUUUUCUGGAGUUGGAGUUAAGGAAGCUCAGGACUUCAAGAGAGAAGUCAUGGAACGUGGAGUAUCUGCAAAGCGGGAAUUUACAUUUGAUACAGAAUUAUUUGGUCUAAAGACAUUUUUGAUGUAUGUGGAACCUGUAUUCAGCAAGUCAGGAGAAACAAUUGGCGUAAAUUAUAUGGGAAUGGAUCUCACUGAUCAGGUGAUGAUAAGAGAAAAAAUGACAAAAAUUCGAGAAGAGCUAGCUGUUCAAAAAGCAAAAGAAACAGAACUCAAUAAAACAAUCCAUAUUACAGAGGAAACAAUGAGAGCAAAGCAAAUGCUAGCAACAAUGUCUCAUGAGAUAAGAUCUCCCCUCUCUGGGGUUGUUAGCAUGGCCGAGAUUCUUACCACUACAAAGCUAGAUCACGAGCAAAGACAAUUACUGGACGUCAUGAUUUCGUCUGGGGAUUUGGUCUUGCAACUUAUUAAUGACAUACUUGACCUUUCCAAGGUUGAAUCAGGUGCGAUGAAGUUAGAAGCUACAAAGUUCCGGCCAAGAGAAGUGGUAAAACAUGUACUCCAGACUGCAGCAGCAUCAUUGCAAAAGAUGUUGACCUUGGAAGGACUUGUAGCAGAUGAUGUUCCUGUGGAAGUGAUUGGUGAUGUUUUGAGGAUUCGGCAAAUUCUCACUAAUUUGAUCAGCAAUGCAAUCAAGUUCACCCAUGAAGGGAAGGUUGGAAUAAACCUUUAUGUUAUACCAAACCCAUGUUCUGGCCAUGGAGAAGGAAACCAGCAAAAGCUCAAAGCAGAUCAGUCUGCAGUUUCAGAAAAUAGACCAAAAGAAGAGGAACCUUCUUUGCCUUACCCUUCUUCACAAUCUCAAAGCAUCCGUAAUGAGAAAAGUUCAUGCUGUCAGGCACAUGGGGAAGGUCUUGAGCAAAAUGGUACCUUCAAUGAUGGACCUAAUACUAAAUUUAAGAAAUCUGUCCCCACAGAUUGGGAUGUACAGAAUCAACCUCACUUGCACGAGACAACAGUGUGGAUACGAUGCGAUGUGUAUGACACAGGGAUUGGAAUACCAGAAAAAGCAUUACCUACUCUAUUCAAAAAAUACAUGCAAGUCAGUGCAGACCAUGCUCGAAAGUAUGGUGGUACAGGACUUGGCCUUGCAAUCUGCAAACAACUGGUGGAACUGAUGGGGGGUCAACUUAGCGUCAACAGCCAAGAGCACUGUGGCUCUACAUUUACAUUUGUACUACCGUACAAGGUUUCACUGAAGCAGGAGCAUUCAGGGAAUGUAGAUGAAAUGUCAGAUAUGGAUGAUCAUGAAGUUGUUUCUGAUGGAAACAAUGAUGAGACGAAUUGUGGCGUUUUUGUCUUUCAACCACGCAUGUUGGGCUCUCUAUUUUCAUCUAUUGAUUCUAAAAGAAGUCAUAAACAUGUGCCAAACAAAGUUGGGUAUGAUCCCCUACAUAAGCUUACUUGCUUGUCAAAGGAUUCCUACUCGUUCCCUUCAGGUAAUGGUACAACAAGAGAAACAGCUUCCCUUGAGGAUGCCCGUUCAAUGGCUGAUGCUGCAGAGACAUCCUGUAGUCUUGAAAGUUCAUCAAGGCCGGAGGAUUCCUACUCGUUCCCUUCUGGUAAUGGUACAUCAAGAGACACAGCUUCCCUUGGGGAUGCCCGUUCGAUGGCUGAUGCGGCAGAGACAUUCUGUAGUCCUGGAAGUUCAUCAAGGCCGCAUCUGGACCCUGACUACAGAAAAGAAAUUCGUAAAGGAAAAGAAUACCAAGCUGAUGCAAAAGUCCAAUUUCAGAGUUUUGGAAUGGUUUCCCCAUGUUCUGCAAAGACAUGCAAAGUGAGUGAAACUGGAGCAGCAAGCAAGUUCAAAGACACAUCUAGGAGGCAGGAGGAUGAGAAAUCUGACAGAAGCUUCCAGAGUAUACACAGCAAUAGUGAAGAACCACCCAGAUCCACAAGGAAACCCAAAAUUCUUCUUGUGGAAGAUAACAAAAUUAAUGUAAUGGUCACACGGUCAAUGAUGAAGCAGUUAGGUCAUAGUAUAGAGGUUGUUAAUAAUGGAGUAGAAGCAGUUCAUGCAGUUCAACGUCAAAGAUAUGAUCUCAUUUUGAUGGACGUCUGCAUGCCAGUAAUGGAUGGUCUUCAAGCCACAAGAUUGAUUCGCUCGUUUGAGGAAAGUGGCAAUUGGGAUGCUGCUGCAGAGGCAGGGAUUGAGAAACCUGUUCCCUCUUCAGAUUCAUCGUUACAUGGACCAGGUGUGGUGUCAUUUCCACAGAAGAUCCCCAUCAUUGCGAUGACAGCAAAUGCUUUGUCAGAGAGCUCAGAUGAGUGCCUUGCAAAUGGUAUGGACUCAUUUGUAUCCAAGCCUGUUACCUUUCAAAAGUUGAAAGAAUGUCUUCAACAAUAUUUACAAUCUUAAAUCCUGUAAAUGUAAAGCAUGUGAAAAAAGUGAAUAUAGUCUAGGAAGGUUUUGUAAUCAGUGUAUCAUGUGCCUUUUUCCAACAAAU